GGAAGUGAGGUCAGACCGGCAGCUUUCCCGGGAGUUCGGCGUUUGCUGGAGCUGCAGCGAUUGUAGAAGUGGUGUUUUCGUGAGCCUGGCGGUCCCCUCUCCCGGGCGCCACCUCCCCGCCCGGCGGGCAGACCCUCGAGGAGGCAGCUUGGGUCUGCUCGGCUACUCCGGGAGAGGAAGACGGCGCCCAGGAAGGCCGGGCCCCCGGGGCAGGGCCGGGAGCUGGCGGGGCGAAUCCCUGGCUGGCUGGGGAGUCUCAGGGCGUCCCCGGGAGCUUUCUCUGUACCCCGCGAACGUCGGGGCUCCUGAGGGUUGGGACUUUUCUGCUCCCCUCCCCCACUCUCUGUCUUUGAAGGAAGAGCCCCCAGAGAGAGACAACUUUCCGGGCUGCUGCCGCCUUUGCCCUCCCAGGCCCGAAGUGACCUGCCAUGACCUCGUGAGCUACUGAGCGAUUUCUGCCACUUUCCAGAGGCCUAGGGUGUUGUAUCUCAACUUACUGAGCCAGACGUGCCUGCCAUUAUGGGAAAUCAACUUGCUGGCAUUGCUCCCUCCCAGAUCCUGUCUGUGGAGAGUUACUUCUCGGACAUCCAUGACUUUGAAUAUGAUAAGAGCCUGGGAAGUACUCGGUUUUUCAAAGUUGCUCGAGCGAAGCAUCGAGAAGGCCUGGUGGUCGUGAAGGUCUUUGCGAUUCAGGAUCCCACGUUGCCUCUCACGAGCUAUAAACAAGAGCUGGAGGAGCUGAAGAUCCGGCUCCACUCUGCACAGAACUGUCUGCCUUUCCAGAAAGCGGCAGAAAAAGCUUCUGAGAAAGCAGCUAUGCUCUUUCGGCAGUAUGUCCGAGACAACCUCUACGAUCGCAUCAGUACGCGGCCGUUCUUAAAUAACAUUGAGAAGCGCUGGAUCGCCUUCCAGAUCCUGACGGCUGUGGACCAGGCACAUAAAUCCGGGGUCCGUCACGGGGACAUCAAGACUGAAAAUGUGAUGGUCACCAGUUGGAACUGGGUUCUGCUAACUGAUUUCGCCAGUUUUAAACCCACUUACCUUCCAGAGGACAAUCCAGCAGAUUUCAAUUAUUUCUUUGACACUUCACGGAGAAGAACUUGCUAUAUUGCUCCUGAACGUUUUGUUGAUGGUGGGAUGUUUGCCACAGAGUUAGAAUAUAUGAGAGAUCCUUCAACUCCACUUGUGGACUUAAAUAGCAAUCAGAGAACAAGAGGAGAGUUGAAAAGAGCAAUGGACAUCUUUUCAGCAGGUUGUGUGAUUGCUGAACUUUUUACUGAAGGUGUACCAUUGUUUGAUCUCUCUCAACUGUUGGCUUAUAGAAAUGGACAUUUUUUCCCUGAACAAGUGUUAAAUAAAAUUGAAGAUUGCAGUAUCAGAGAAUUGGUAACUCAGAUGAUUCAUCGUGAGCCAGAUAAACGAUUAGAAGCAGAGGAUUACUUAAAGCAGCAACGUGGCAAUGCUUUUCCUGAAAUAUUUUACACUUUUCUUCAGCCCUACAUGGCCCAAUUUGCCAAGGAAACAUUUCUCUCUGCAGAUGAGCGUAUUCUGGUUAUACGGAAGGAUUUGGGCAACAUUAUUCACAAUCUCUGUGGCCAUGAUCUCCCGGAAAAAGCGGAAGGAGAGCCUAGGGAAAAUGGGCUGGUUAUCUUGGUGUCAGUCAUAACGUCUUGCCUGCAGACCCUCAAAUACUGUGAUUCCAAACUUGCUGCCUUGGAACUUAUUCUCCAUUUGGCCCCAAGAUUAAGUGUGGAAAUCCUUUUGGAUCGUAUUACACCUUAUCUUCUGCAUUUCAGUAAUGACUCUGUUCCUAGGGUGAGGGCUGAAGCCUUGAGAACUUUGACCAAAGUCCUUGCUCUUGUCAAAGAAGUUCCCCGCAAUGAUGUCAAUAUCUAUCCGGAAUACAUUCUGCCAGGCAUAGCCCACUUAGCCCAGGAUGACGCUACUAUUGUUAGACUAGCCUAUGCUGAAAACAUAGCUCUACUGGCAGAAACAGCUCUGAGAUUCCUGGAAUUAGUACAGUUAAAAAACCUCAAUAUGGAAAAUGACCCCAAUAGUGAAGAAAUAGAUGAAGUUACACAUCCGAAUGGAAAUUAUGACACAGAGCUCCAAGCCUUACAUGAAAUGGUCCAGCAGAAAGUUGUUACUUUGUUAAGUGACCCUGAAAAUAUUGUGAAACAAACCUUAAUGGAAAACGGAAUAACACGGCUGUGCGUAUUUUUUGGACGUCAGAAAGCCAAUGAUGUUUUAUUGUCUCACAUGAUCACUUUCCUAAAUGAUAAGAAUGAUUGGCAUCUGCGUGGAGCUUUUUUUGAUAGUAUAGUUGGUGUUGCUGCCUAUGUUGGCUGGCAGAGCUCCUCAAUUCUCAAGCCCCUGCUGCAACAAGGUCUUAGUGAUGCCGAGGAAUUUGUUAUUGUGAAGGCUCUUAAUGCCCUUACUUGUAUGUGCCAGUUAGGGCUGUUACAAAAACCCCAUGUCUAUGAAUUUGCCAGUGAUAUUGCCCCCUUCCUGUGUCAUCCUAAUCUAUGGAUACGCUAUGGUGCUGUGGGAUUUAUCACAGUGGUAGCCCAUCAAAUAAGCACAGCUGAUGUCUACUGUAAACUGAUGCCUUAUCUUGGUCCAUACAUUACCCAACCAAUAAUACAGAUUGAAAGAAAACUUGUUCUGCUCAGUGUCUUAAAAGAGCCAGUAAGCCGUUCUAUAUUUGAUUAUGCGUUGAGGUCUAAAGAUAUUACUAGCUUGUUCAGACAUCUUCACAUGCGUCAGAAGAAACGAAAUGGGUCUCUUCCUGACUGCCCUCCGCCAGAGGAUCCUGCCAUCGCACAGCUUCUAAAGAAACUUCUAUCACAGGGAAUGACAGAAGAAGAGGAAGACAAACUUCUGGCACUGAAGGACUUUAUGAUGAAAUCUAACAAGGCCAAGGCCAAUCUAGUGGACCAGAGCCAUCUUCACGAUAGUAGUCAGAAAGGUGUAAUUGACUUAGCAGCCUUAGGAAUAACUGGGAGACAAGUUGAUCUUGUUAAAGCCAAACAAGAACCAGAUGACAAGCGAGCUAGAAAACAUGUAAAACAAGACUCAAAUGUAAAUGAAGAAUGGAAAAGCAUGUUUGGGUCACUGGAACCACCGACAAUCUCACAGGCACUGCCUAAGGCGAGUGACCAGGAGGUGAUUCAGGCUGGGAAGCCUCCACGUUCUGAGUCCUCUGCUGGCCUUUGUGUCCCUUUGUCUACUUCUCCACAGAUUGCAGAAGUGACAAAUGUCCAGAAUAAAAAACCAGUAAUACAGGUUUUAAGUAGUACAAUUUUGCCAUCUACCUAUCAGAUUCGGAUCACAACGUGUAAAACUGAGCUUCAGCAGCUCAUACAGCAGAAGCGGGAGCAGUGCAAUGCUGAGAGGAUAGCGAAGCAGAUGAUGGAAAAUGCCGAGUGGGAGAGCAAACCCCCCCCACCUGGGUGGCGUCCUAAAGGGCUACUGGUUGCACAUCUUCAUGAACACAAAUCUGCUGUGAAUCGAAUUAGAGUCUCUGAUGAACACUCACUCUUUGCAACAUGUUCAAAUGAUGGCACAGUGAAAAUCUGGAAUAGUCAGAAGAUGGAGGGGAAGACCACCACUACAAGGUCUAUUCUCACAUACAGCCGAAGUGGAGGUCGAGUGAAGACACUCACAUUCUGCCAGGGCUCCCACUACUUAGCUGUGGCGUCGGAUAAUGGUGCUGUCCAGCUUCUUGGAAUUGAGGCUUCUAAGCUCCCCAAGUCUCCUAAGAUCCAUCCUCUACAAAACAGAAUUCUGGAUCAGAAGGAGGACGGCUGUGUUGUGGACAUGCAUCACUUCAACUCAGGGGCACAGUCCGUUCUCGCCUACGCCACCGUGAAUGGCUCUCUGGUUGGCUGGGACCUCAGGUCUUCAAGCAACGCCUGGACGUUAAAGCAUGACUUAAAGUCAGGCCUCAUCACUUCUUUUGCUGUGGAUAUCCACCAGUGCUGGCUCUGCAUUGGUACAAGCAGUGGAACCAUGGCUUGUUGGGACAUGAGGUUCCAGUUGCCCAUUUCCAGUCACUGUCAUCCUUCCAGGGCUCGGAUCAGGCGCCUCUCAAUGCACCCCCUGUAUCAGUCCUGGGUGAUUGCAGCUGUUCAGGGUAACAACGAAGUGUCCAUGUGGGACAUGGAGACUGGUGACAGAAGAUUUACUCUCUGGGCCAGCAGUGCACCGCCACUCUCAGAGUUACAGCCUUCUCCUCACAGUGUCCAUGGGAUCUACUGUAGUCCUGCAGAUGGAAAUCCUAUCCUGCUAACAGCUGGCUCAGACAUGAAAAUAAGGUUUUGGGACUUGGCUUACCCAGAAAGGUCCUAUGUUGUGGCAGGAGGCAGUAGUUCCCCAUCUGUGUCCUACUACAGGAAGAUAAUUGAAGGGACAGAAGUUGUUCAGGAAAUCCAGAAUAAGCAGAAGGUAGGGCCGAGUGACGACGCCCCUCGAAGAGGGCCAGAGUCUCUGCCGGUGGGACAUCACGACAUCAUCACGGAUGUUGCCACGUUCCAGACAACACAGGGCUUCAUCGUCACUGCCUCCAGAGAUGGGAUUGUGAAGGUGUGGAAAUAAGAACCUGCUGAUUUGUGUAAACUGUAAUUAAGUUAUAAAUAGACUGUAACUCGAGAAAAGGUACUUCUAGAGAACAGAAGGGAGAACAGAUUCGUUUAAUUCAAAAUUGUGGUUCUACAUCCAGGUGGGUAUGGAAGUGGUACUUGGCUUAUCUACUUGUGCACUUCUCUGUAAGAAUCAGCCAGACAAUAACCUGGAUGUUUUAUUGUAUAUGUAUGCAAUGGAGGUGAGAAAUGUGAAGAUGGUUAUGGUCUCGGUUUAUUUUGUAUUGAAGAAGAUGGUUGUAAAGCUAUUAUAAUGUAAACAUGUUUUUGUUAUUAAAAAUGUGGUAAACCAUA
Messenger RNA from Oryctolagus cuniculus (rabbit), 4934 nucleotides. It is a transcript of the gene PIK3R4, whose product is annotated as phosphoinositide-3-kinase regulatory subunit 4. Gene Ontology annotation, biological process: autophagy of peroxisome; protein phosphorylation; protein targeting to vacuole. The record is from RefSeq and is a predicted model, not a curated record. Gene Ontology annotation, cellular component: late endosome; phosphatidylinositol 3-kinase complex, class III, type I; phosphatidylinositol 3-kinase complex, class III, type II. Lineage: Eukaryota; Metazoa; Chordata; Mammalia; Lagomorpha; Leporidae. Gene Ontology annotation, molecular function: ATP binding; protein serine/threonine kinase activity; protein binding.